Messenger RNA from Tilletiopsis washingtonensis, 2602 nucleotides. RefSeq lists its product as hypothetical. Gene Ontology annotation, biological process: peroxisome organization. Gene Ontology annotation, cellular component: peroxisomal membrane. The transcript has 3 exons. NCBI's taxonomy places the organism in Eukaryota, Fungi, Basidiomycota, Exobasidiomycetes, Entylomatales. The record is from RefSeq and is a predicted model, not a curated record. Bases 130 to 2424 code for a protein of 764 amino acids.
UCCUCCUCCAUCCUCGCCGACCGCAGCACGUCUGGGCCAAGCCGCCGCAUCCACCUCGCCUCGUCAGCCAUCCGCGCGCCGCGUGUGGCUCCUGCGCCGCCUGUCUCCUGAUCGCCGCUGCGCGCCCGCAUGGCUGCCGUCGAUCUUCCCUUUAACGACGCCUACCUCUCCUCUCUGCACGAGAGCCGCAACGCGCGCAAGCUCCUCGAGCGCCAGACCCGUGCCGCUGCCGCCGCGGGUGACUCUGCCGCCAUGUCCGCUGCCGCGCCCACGGCGCCGGCUGCCAGCAGCAGCAGCAUCGCCGACAGCACUGCCGGCGCCCAGCCGCCGAGCCUGCUCUCGGCCGCCGUGCCCUCGCUCGGCGCAGCCACCGCCGGCGAGGGGACGGGCGACCUCUCCGUCUCGGACGCGGCGCUGCUCUCGUCGGUGCCGACGCCGCUGCUGCGUCUCCUCGUGCUGCUGGCGCCGCUCAUCGCCGUGACGGCGCAGUUCGUGCGCCUGGCCACGUGGACGGGCGGCCCGGGCACCGGCUCGCACUCGUUCCUCCUCGUGCUGAGCUGGUGCCUCGUGUGCCUGUACGGCUACGAGGUGCUGCGCUUCGCCCCGCACCUCGUCGUGCUCGCCGUCAUGGCCACGACGGGCCUCGCCGGCGCCGUGCGCGGCCGUCCCGUGCACUCUGCACGGCGCAAGACGCUCAGCGCGCCUGCGCUCAACGCCAUCCUCGCCGACGUCUCUGAGCUGGCCGACUUUGCCAGCACGCUCUCGACGCAGCUCGUCGCGCCGCUCGUGGCGCUGCUCUCGUGGCGCGCCGCCAACCCGGCACACUCGCGCCGCCUCGCCAUCUUCCUCAUCACCACGUGGCCCGUGUGGCUGCUCUGCUUCUCGCCUGGCCUCUGGGACGCGGCACGCCUGCCGCGCAUCGGCCUGCAGGCUGGCGAACGCUUCCGCCUAAGCGGCCUCAGCCUGGCGCAGCGCCUCUGGGUGCACGUCAAGGCGGCACAGCUCGAGGCCAAGGUUGCGCGUGCGCUGCGUCUGCAGGGCUCGCUGGCCGAGACGCCCGUCGGUCUCUUCUUCACGCGCUUGGUGGGCGCCACCACGCCGGUGCGCUCGGCGUUGACGCGCACGCUCUCGCUGCCGCUGCUCGCCCCGCGCGGCGGACACAUGCCGCACAUUGCGCUGCUGCCGCCGUGGCCGCUCUUUGCGCUGACGCUGCGGCACGCGCUCCUCGCUGCCGGCACGCUCGCCCUCACUUGGUGCGCGCCGUGGGCGGCGCUCAUCCGCCACGCCCUCUGGCGCAGCGCCACGGUGCGUCGCUCCGUGCUGGCCGUGCUGCGCAUCCUCUCCGGCGAGCCGCGCUCGGCCUUCGGCACUGGUCGCGUGCGCCAGAACGUCAAGCACGACGACGAUGACGAUGUGCCGCAUGCCUUCCGCGCUGCUACCCGCCAGACGGCGGCGGAGAAGGGCGCCAGCGAUGUCACGCGGCACGAGGACGUCGAGUAUCAGUUCACCAUCUACGAGAACCAGCGGUGGUGGGUGGGUCUCGACUGGACCGCUGCGCUGCUGCCGCAAGAACGCCCUGCUUGGUCCGACGACUCGAACAACCCGGUCUCUCCGCCCUCCUCCUUCUCUCUGCCGCCGGCUCGCGUCACGCUCAAGCCGUCGCCGACGCGCGAGAACCCGGAGGCAUACACGCGGCGCCUCGUCAAGUGGCAGUGGAUCGACGCAGAGUGGAGCGUGGCCGGGCGCGAUGCGUUCCCGGGCUCGCUCAGCGACGACGGCGACCGUGCCUCGGCAGCCGGCAUGCGCCAGGGCUACCUCGGCGAUGCAAUUGGCCGCCUGCGUGCCGGACGCCGCACCUCGGUCUCGAGCGUGACGCAGACGCCCACGAGCGCUGCGAGCGGCACGUUUGAGAAUGCGCAGAACGACGUGUCCGGCAUGCCGAGCAGCGCAACAGACUCCAGCCUCUCUGCGCGCCGCACGAGCCAGGCAUCGACGACGGCCGAGCUGCCGGCGGACCUGGCCGUGCUGGACGUCGACGUCGACGGCUGGCAGUACGGCGACAAUGCGUGGGAGAAGAUGAGCCGCAAGUCGGGCAUGGGCCGCUACACGCGCCGCCGACGCUGGGUGCGCCGCGCCGUGCUCGUCGAGCUCGUGGAGCGCAACUACGUGCCCACGGAGAAGGAGCGCCUCGAGGCGGCCAGCAGCGCCGGCGGCGCCGUCGAGCUCAGCUCUGCCUCUGCAUCGUCGCUCGCGCGCAUCGACGAGGGUGCCAGCACUGCAGUGGCCUCCCCGCAGGCGCUCCCUGCCGCCACCUCGCCGCCCGCAUCGCCGUCUGCGGACCGCGGCGACCUGCGGCAGCGUCUCGCGCGCGCCGCAGCCAGCGCCGGCGCCUCGGGCGAGCCUGGCUCGCCGCGAAGCUCGUGAGGCGAAGACGCUUCCGUGUCUGCUCCUGCUGCGCUCAAAAUCCAUCGCCACACCCAAUGCAUGCAUGCGCAAAGUAGGCGAAUGCGGGUAGCUUGUGCGUGACUAGUGUUACAUGAUGCGACGAGAACGGAUGACGGCCAGAGACUGUGGUGCGUGCUGCGGGCAAGCGGAGGCAGCU